Paramecium sonneborni is the source of this 1273-nucleotide messenger RNA. The record is from the annotation of a GenBank genome assembly. Lineage: Eukaryota; Ciliophora; Oligohymenophorea; Peniculida; Parameciidae.
AUAUGAUAGAUCGAAGAAGUCAGAGUCCCUUAGCUACAAGUUCGAAAUUGGGAACUGCAAGAGAAAUCUUUGGUACAGGUACAGAAUAAGAACCGACAAAACGAUUAACAAGAUCAAUAAGAAAUACAAGCACAGAUCCAUAACAAACAGAUUACAAAUAAUACUAAAAUUAAGGUUUUUUAGGAGUUUAGGGUUCUUAAGAAAUGAAUUGUAAACUAUAAAUAAAUUUGGCAAGCACCUAAUUCACGUCAUUUUACUUAAGAGAAUUUCGAGUAUCGAAAACCAGAAACGGACAGCUUCAAUUUUAGGACUGUUCAAACUUAUAAACCUUAAGAAGUAAGUGCUUAGCCAACUUCUUAAUUUAAUUACUAGAGUUUUGAAUACAAAAAACCAGACACUGGUCGUACAGGAUCCUACAUAUAGUCAGGUACUUGAACUAUUUAUCAUCAUAGCAUACAAUACAACAUGUAUUUAAUAUUUUUAUGACUCAAGUUUAAGAACCAAUUGGAAAUUCACUUAACAAUUAGAAUAAAACUUUGUAUGAACCACCAAAAUAAGAUAAUACUUUUACAAAAUAUGAAUUGAAUUCAUUCGAUAAAUAUAAGACUACUUAUGAAUAACCUAAAACAUAUGAAAAGUUUGACCAAUAUAAAUUUGAACCAAUCAAAUAGGAAUAUAAUUUUUAUGAAAAACCAAAAGAAUAUUAUCAAUCAUCCUACAAAUCUAUUCCUUAAGUUCAACCAAAUUCAUCAAUUGUGUAAUUGUAUUAUAUUAAUAUAGUCAUACUUAAUAUACUCCUUAUAAUCCUGAUAGAAUUACUUUGGAUACUUAAAUAAAUAGAACUACAGUAAAUCCACCAAUUAUUGAAUCCUUAAGUAUAGGAGGACCUAAAGUAAAUAAUGAACCAAUCAGAAAUUCGGAAAUUCAAAUCAAGACCUAAAAUCCUAUAGAUCCAAUAAUAAAUAAAAUAUAAAAACCUCCUUCUGUAUAUGCAGAAUCAGUUUAGAAGGAAUAAAUAUAUAGACCUACAACUCCAGUUUAUACACAAUAAUAAUAUCAAUAGUCUAAUUAUAAGUAACCUGAAUAACAAUACAAGUAGGAACCUAUCGAAAUUUUCAACAAACAAAGUUAUAACUGUACAAUAAUUAUAUAUAUUAGUUGAAUUACCUAAAAAAUAUGUAGAGGAUAUUGUAAUAGUUGAAAAUGAAGCGAAUGAACAUGAAUUUAACGCAGGUUGCUAGAUAUUCUGAUAUAUUUGAAUAAAUAAUAUAUA